CCGACAUGUCUGUGUCAGACUGGUACUUCCCCUUGUCGAAUCCUGGCUACUCGACCCACCUCGACCACACCUCCGUGUUCCUCGACCAGCUCGCCGCCUGCCCAAGCCCACCCUACACCACCGGAUCCUACACUCUACCCACACAGUGUUCCAACGGUGUUUCCUCUAAAGAAACCAGUAACUGGUCGACUUCGGAAGGCCGAAGUUCGUCUGAUGGCCGGCCGAGUCCCUCGUGCUCUCCGUCGAGCAGCUGUGAGAGUGUCGAGGGAGGGACUCAAGGGUGGAACUCACACGUGGCUGGUCCCUCCUCCUGGUCCUGGGGCGCCCCUGGCACUACACAUCCCGUCCUGGCCGCAGCCUCUAACUUCAACAGCCCCGAGUGUUCCUUGUCGGAGUCGCGCGGCCGACAGGCUAAGUGUCGCCGAAGACCGCCCAAGAUCGUCGGCCGCGAAGUGAUAAAGAAACGUCGACUGGCGGCCAACGCUCGGGAGAGACGUCGAAUGAACGGCCUAAACGACGCAUUCGACAAACUGCGCGAACAUAUCCCGGCUCUGAGUGGCGACCAGAAACUUUCAAAGUUCGAGACCUUGCAGAUGGCGCAGACGUACAUCUCGGCCCUGGUGGAGCUACUGCAGUAGCCAAGGGGCAGCGGGCGAGUUAUAUCUGGUCAGCUGCCUCACUCCUGUGUUGUCGGCCUUCGACGUCUGCUCCUGUGAACUUCAGUGCCGCGAGUGUCUCUCACUGCCGUCAUCGCUUCUCAGUCACUAGUGUCACCGCUAUACUCCAGUGUCACUCCUACUCCCAGUGCGCCCAUUACUCAGUCACCAGUGCCGCCGCUAUACUCAGUUCCCCCUGUGCGCCCAUUUCUCCAGUGGCAUUGUUACUUAGCCACCAGUACUCUCAAUACCGUCACUAAUGCCUCGGUAAUUUAGUGACCACUGCCCACCGCAACUAGUUCGCCUGUUACACUGCAAAUCGGUUAAUACUGCCAUGGAAACUCGGUCACCAGUGCCAUGAUAACUCGGUCACCAGUGCCAUGAAAACUCUGUUCCCAGUGCCAUGGCAACACAGUUACCAGUGCCAUGGCAACUCGGUCACCAGUACACGCUGUAAACAAGGACUGAGUGUCCGUCUUGUCCUGUGAGAGGAUAAUUCUGGACCUCAUAUAAAGCGUCGUCCGUCUGUCUCGUCUAGUGUUGAAGUGUCCCGUCUCCUAGCGUCGUCGAGGAGUGACGGAAGGAGUGCUGGGGUGUGGGACUCGUCCGGAGGUGUCACUCUUAGCCUGUAGCGGGAGCUAGCAGUCAGAGCGCCCACAGCACGAAUGCUUAUCGGAAAGACGUUACCAAAAAUUUGUACAUUAUAUACAUAUAUAUAUAAAAUAUAUAUAUAUAUUCACAACUGGCUCAAUUUAGUGUUUAUUUGUACAUAUCACGAAUGAAUGUAUAUAUCUUGUAAUAUAAAAAUGAACUAUUUUGUUAAUAAAACGUAAGAAAUGUUA
Molecule: messenger RNA, 1498 nt
Organism: Procambarus clarkii (red swamp crayfish)
Lineage: Eukaryota; Metazoa; Arthropoda; Malacostraca; Decapoda; Cambaridae
Product: pancreas transcription factor 1 subunit alpha-like
Biological process (GO): sensory organ development; axon development; positive regulation of transcription by RNA polymerase II
Cellular component (GO): nucleus
Molecular function (GO): protein dimerization activity; E-box binding; DNA-binding transcription factor activity, RNA polymerase II-specific
Source: RefSeq, a predicted model, not a curated record